AUGCCCACAAACCAAUACUAUUACGACCCUUACAAUAUUAAUGGAACGCCAAGAGAAGAAACUGGAUUUUCAUAUUCUGUCAUCCAACUCCAGAAGCAAAAACAUCACAUUUGCUACAACUGCCGCCAACAAGAACAUUAUGCCGCCAAAUGCCACUCUGUAUAUAUUUUGAAAGUUAAUCAAAAUUCAAGCUCAGAUUCAUCUGAACAAUCUAGCACCUCUUCCGAAGACCAAGACCUUUUGUCUGACGAUAGCUCUGACAUUUGUGACUCUAAUGACAAAAAGUUAGAAGACUUAGAAGAGGACACUGUCACAUCUACUUUUGAUGAAUCUAUGUCUUCUGAAGCAGAGACUGACUCAUCUCAAUAUUAA
This is a messenger RNA of Racocetra fulgida, 372 nucleotides long. The record is from the annotation of a GenBank genome assembly. NCBI's taxonomy places the organism in Eukaryota, Fungi, Glomeromycota, Glomeromycetes, Diversisporales, Gigasporaceae.